This is a messenger RNA of Phragmites australis (common reed), 2651 nucleotides long. RefSeq names its product protein ALTERED PHOSPHATE STARVATION RESPONSE 1-like. NCBI's taxonomy places the organism in Eukaryota, Viridiplantae, Streptophyta, Magnoliopsida, Poales, Poaceae. The transcript is spliced from 4 exons. The record is from RefSeq and is a predicted model, not a curated record. The coding region runs from base 156 to 2354 and encodes 732 amino acids.
GUCCGCCUCCAAAGGAGGCGGCGGAUCCCAUCAAAUCAGCUCAAAAACAUUCGCCCAUCCCCCGCACGACCUCGCCACGCAAAACCCCCCGCACGAAGCAAAGCCAACCGCACGAAGCAAAGCCACUGCACCACGCCAGGUGGAGGACGGAGGCGAUGGGGUGCGGGCUGUCGAAGGAGGACGCGGAGGGCGGCGCGGUGUCGCGAUGCCGGGAGCGGAAGCACCUGCUGCGGUCCGCCGUGCAGGCGCGGCACGCGCUGUCGGGUGCGCACGCGGGCCACGCCGCCGCGCUCCGGAACGUCGGCGCCGCGCUCUCAGACUACGCCGCGGGCGAGUCGGCGCACCACGACGUCGGCGGCGGCGGGGUGGUGGUGCGCUCCGCCUCGGCCUCCGCUACCGUCCCUGGGGCCGUCAAGACGCUCCCUUCGCCGCUCGACUCCGUGCUCCUGCCGCCGCCGCCGCCGCCGGGCGCCGGUGACGGCGACCCCGCGCCUCUCGUCAGGUCCAUGAGCGCGCCUGACCUGCCGCUCCAGCAGCCUAUCAGGAAGGGGCACUCCGGCGAGGCGCCCAUCAUCGAGGAGGAGGGUGAGGGCGACGUGGACGACGCGCGGCGACGGGAGGAGGACGUCCAGCCCCCGCCCCCACCGCCUCCCGCGCACGCGCCCCCGCCCACGCGCUCCCCGCCGCCCGUGCCGCCGCCGGAGACGGAGGAUCGGAAGCCGGCGCUGGAGGGGAAUUCUUGGGACGAGUUUAUCUUCGGGUCCCGGGACGCCAUGCCCGUGCUGCCGCCCACGCUUGAUCCCAGCGCCGCCGAGUCAUCGUGGGCGGCCGAGCGGAGGGAGCCCGCGCCACCGCCGUCGCCCGCGCCUGAGCAACCGCCUCCGCCGCAACCGCCAGUGACGGUUGCCGAGGACGUGGACGAGGGCAAAAAGCCGGCGGCGGAGCCCGGUGCGCGCAGGUCAGCGACGCAGAAGGCGGCGAGGAAGGGGGAGGGCAAGAAGGGCAGGACGGUGGUCAUGGUGCCGCCGCAGCCGGCGAGGCUGGGCGACGUCCUGCGCAGGCUCGACGACCACUUCCUCAAGGCGUCCGAGAGCGCGCACGAGGUGUCCAAGAUGCUCGAGGCGGCGCGGAUGCACUACCACUCCAACUUCGCAGAGACGCGAGGAUUUGUGGAUCAUUCUGCUAGAGUGAUCCAAGUCAUCACUUGGAAUCGCUCAUUUAAAGGGAUUCCUCAACCGGAGAAUGUGAAGAAUGAGUUGGAUGAUGAUGAAUGGGAAACACAUGCUACCAUACUUGAUAAGCUGCUUGCAUGGGAGAAAAAACUAUACCAUGAAGUUAAGGAGUUUGAGGUUAUCAAAAUGACAUAUCAACGGAAGCUAGCUGUUCUAAAUAAAAAGAAGCAACGUGGUGUUAGUUCUUCAUCAAUUGAGAAGACCAAGUCCGUUGUUAGUCACUUGCACACAAAAUAUAUAGUUGAUUUACAGACGAUGGAGUCAACGGUUGCAGAAAUUAACCGCCUAAGAGAUCAGCAGCUUUACCCAAAACUCCUUGAACUAGUGAAGGGAAUGGCGCACAUGUGGGAUGUAAUGUAUUUGCAGCACAAAGCACAGCUCAGGAUCAUCUCAGAGCUCAAAUCGUUUGAUAUCUCGGUUGCUGCACGGGAAACAAGUGACCAACACCAUGAGCGGACUGUGCAGCUGUGGAACAUUGUUCAUGAGUGGCACACGCAGUUUGACAAGUUCAUGACAUAUCAGAAGCAGUACGUAGGAAGCCUCUACAGCUGGAUCAAACUAAAUGUAAUUCCCAUUGAUGCCAACCUGAAGCCGAACUCGUCGCAGCCACAUGAGACCACACCCCCAAUCAAAAGGCUGCUGCAUGCUUGGCAUGAUAUCCUUGGUAAGCUCCCAGAUGAGGCCACAAAGAAGGCCAUAAACACGUUUGCAGAAGUGAUAAAUACGAUCCUAGUUCACCAGGUAGAGGAAAUGAAGUUGAAGAUAAAAAUUGAGGAGACUAGGAGGGAACAUGAGAGGAAGAGAAGGCAAUUUGAUGACUGGGCGAGGAAAAAUUGGGACAGAGGAGCAGGUAUUGUUCCUGAGGGCAGCAAUCCCGAUGGCGCGCGUGCUGAUCCAGUGGUGGAACGGGAAGCGGCUGUGGAUAGGUUGGAGCAUGCACUGAAAGACCUGGAAGAGAAGUAUAGGACACAAUGCAGGGUAGUCAAGGAUAAGUCCCUCAAUCUCCUUCGGACAAACCUGCCGGAGCUCUUCCACCAUGUGUCAGACUUUUCCCUCCAGUCAGCGGGGAUGUUCAAGAGCGUGUGGUCAAUUGCGCACACAAAUGACCAGCUGGAUGAAUAAGUUGUGAUUGCGUGUUAUAUUUUGUUGUGGUGGCUUUUGUAUGUAUGCUGAAUGUUGAUAACUUGAUCUGCUGUAUUAUGUCAGUUUUGAGUUGCAGUAGUGCAAAGGCGAAAAUAUGCCCGGUUCUGGUUCUUUUGGAGCUAUGGCUGUUGUAAUGCACAAUAUAGAUGUAGAGCAGUAGAAGCCUUGUAUAAUGUUCGGAAGAGAGAAUUACGGUUCUGUUUCAAAUAUCAAUAGUUUUUAUAGGUUUACAUCUUGAUACCUUGUAGCAAUACAAAGAAACGGUUGCUUUGUUUA